Messenger RNA from Penicillium lagena, 1044 nucleotides. Its product is annotated as N-terminal C2 domain-containing protein. The transcript has 5 exons. Bases 1 to 1044 code for a protein of 347 amino acids. NCBI's taxonomy places the organism in Eukaryota, Fungi, Ascomycota, Eurotiomycetes, Eurotiales, Aspergillaceae. The record is from RefSeq and is a predicted model, not a curated record.
AUGCAAGCAUUUGUUCCCAAGAACAGGAGGCCUCGAUUUGACCUUGUUCUGAGGAUCAUCGAUAUCAACAAUGUCCCUCUGAGCAAGGGCGUCGUCUUCGUACGGUGGCGCCUCCCAUCAUCCAGCGCAACCGAGCACCAUGGAACUACAGAGAAAGCGACUCUUCUCGACCACCAAGCCUACUGGAACUACGAAAAAGCACUGCAAGUGCGCCUUACCAUUGACCGAACGUCCAUCCUUCAGGAGUGCGAUGUGUUCUUUGAGGUCUUUCAGGAAUUCUCCAACGCCGAUAAGAACCCGCUGGGCAAGAUCAAGCUCAAUCUCGCUGAGUAUGUGGACAAGGGUGAAGACGAUGAGGGCGUUGUGCGUCGGUACUUGAUGUUCGAAAGCAAGGUCAACAGUACUCUCAAGAUUGGGAUAGCGAUGCGUCAAGUGGAAGGCGAUCGCAACUUCACUACCCCUGCGUUGAAAUCUGCCACCGUCUUUGGCGGUAUUGCCGGUGUCGUCCACUCCUCGGAACCGGUCGACCACGACGAAUUGGGCCAGUUGCCAUCCAUCAAUGUACAAAGCCGCGAAGUAGCUGAUAUGCAAGACAUGUAUCGACGCACGUUAGCAGCAUCAUGGACCUCUCGAGCUGGCGAUCUGCCGGCGGACAAACUGGUUGAAGAGUUAUUUGCUGGCAGUUCUUGCUGGAACAACAAAGCUCACAACACCAACCGCGGAGCUGCGGCCGAAGAUGACCACGCAGACUCUUUCCUGACAACCGAGACCGCUGAUCGGCAGACUCGCUCGGGCAAGAGAUUGUCACCCAGUUUAAGUUUCGAGAAACGCCCCAAAAGUUCCAGCAAUCAUUCCCACAACAGCAGCAGGUCUCCCGAUUCCCUUUCCGCACUCGGCCAUGGGCAGAAAGGGGGCAGUAUUGAGCAGCAGAUUUAUGAUGGCGCGAAGGGACGCGGAUGGAGAAUUCGGAACUCGAAUAAUGAGCUGUCUGAGUUUGAUGUGCGGGAGGAUUUGCGGAGUUGGCAAGUCGCAGCGAAAGAGUAG